Molecule: messenger RNA, 2087 nt
Organism: Dreissena polymorpha
Lineage: Eukaryota; Metazoa; Mollusca; Bivalvia; Myida; Dreissenidae
Exons: 3
Coding region: 255-1661 (468 amino acids)
Source: RefSeq, a predicted model, not a curated record
UGGCUGCUAAUGUUCAGUGUUCGCUUGAGGAAGGAUCUGAUUCUAUACAUGACUUCACUUGCGAUGCUUGCCAUAAAGGUCUGGCACAGUUUUUCUGCCGAGAAUGUUCUAAAUGUUACUGUGAUAAUUGCGUUAAACUACACAAACAACUCUUCGUAGACCACGAAAGAGUACUUGACAGAGGGCAGGUCGCACAAUGGCCGGUUUCGACGACGGCAUUAGACAGAGUGGAGUUUUGCACAGAGCACAAGGAAAUGAAAAUACACAUGUUUUGUGAAGAUCAUAGUGAACUUAUAUGUCAGACGUGCAUUUCGUCACAACACAGACACUGUGUGAAAGUAACGUUGACUUCACAAAAAGGCAAAGUUGAAAGUUGCAGGGAGUUAUUAUCACAAAUACAGAAAAUACAAGGAGAGCUGCUGCUUAGCCUUAACAAAAACGAGAACAACAUCCAGUCAACUGAAGCCUCUCACAAGAUGAUUCUACAGGCUAUAAAAGACCUUCGAAAGAACAGAGAUGACUCAUUUGACAAACUUGAAGAUAUUACCAAGCAAGAGCUAAAUGGCAUAAUGACCAGCUUGAUGCCGUCCCUGCAGCUAAACAGAGAACAAUGCAUCCACUUUCAGACGGAUCUUAAAUGUUUUGGCGAUACUUUACAAGACGUUGAGAAAAAAAGCAAAGAGUUUCUCUUUAUAGCUCAAACGAAAUAUCUUCAGCAGUUGAAAAAAUCAAGAACAUUUAUAGGCGACAUAUUGCAUCAUAAUGAAUAUGCCAUGGAAUUUGUCCCCAACAAAAGAAUUGAACAGCUCUUACCCAAUAUAACGUGUCUUGGACGAAUCAUACAACCAAACAAGGUCAUUUCAAUGCAUUCGAAAAUAAAGCAUAAACUAAGUAUAAGCGGUAUUGAUAGGUGGUCGUGCUAUCCCUAUGGCAUGUGUGAGGUAGAUAAAUUAAUAAUUGUUGUUGACAAUCGGAACAGUCGAGUUAAGGUGUUUGACGAGCUAAGCCAAGUAGUCAGCCACUUUGAUGUACCUAUUACUCCAUGGGAUAUUUGUAUGGUCUCUGAUCGCGAGGUUGCUGUUACUGUGGAUAAUAAUGAUAAUACACACGGAGUCCAGUUUUUCAAUUUAGUCAAUAUGCAGUUGGCAAAAAGCAAUAAUUAUCAACUGGAUCAUGCUUGUCAUGGUAUUGCCUGUCAUAAGAAUGAUCUGUUUAUCACGUCAAAUACAGAAUUGUACCACUACACAUUAGAUAAAACUCUAAUUCUGAAGAGGAAAUUGUAUGAGGAUACUUCACACAAACAUGCAGUUUUCAAGUGCGCCGUGAGUCUAAGUGGAAACAAAAUCUAUGUCACCGGCAAUUCCCAAAACCAGCUUUUAACUCUGACCAGGGACGGAUCUGUGCUAUCCACAUUAACCGAUCCUGAGCUGACACGCCCAGGGAGCGUCCAUGUGACUUUUGCAGGCCAGGUGUUGGUAUGUGGUAUCUCAUCUCGAUGUAUAAUACAGGUAGAUAGUACGGGGCGAAAGAAGAUAGCUACGUUGGUUACAAGGACUGAUUUGGACGCUGACCCAGCGUCCGUUUUGUACAGCCGUAGCAAGGAUUCUGUGAUUGUUGGACAAUGUAAAAACGAUUUUUUGUUGGAGUUCCAGAUUAAGUGAAUAACUGCUGGUGACAUUUUAAUGUACGUGAAAUUUUAUGCUUUAAUGACCCAACUUACAUGCAGGUUUAUGUGUUUUAUGUAUUUAUGUGUGCAUGGUAAACAAAUAACGAACACAAAUGUGUUCUGCCCUACAUGGGCAUUAUUCUGGGGGUUUCCUCUCCAAAAUCGAUAUUAAUCGUUUCGGUCUGUUAUAUUAGAGACGUUCAAUAACAGCACAAUCAUAACAGCACAUCUAAUAGACAAAAACAGUAGAUUGAUGAUGUUAAGUUCAAGUGAGCGACGUAGGGUCAUCAUAACCCAAUAUUUUUUUAGUUGUAAUAGUUAAAAAUAUUAUGUGCCAGUUAAACUUAAUAAAAUCAUAUCGUUUUACUCUCGGUUAUAACAUAUUGUCGUCUACUGUUUCACUGUGUUAGUACUAACUACU